Archocentrus centrarchus (flier cichlid) is the source of this 2566-nucleotide messenger RNA. RefSeq names its product STT3 oligosaccharyltransferase complex catalytic subunit A (gene stt3a). The record is from RefSeq and is a predicted model, not a curated record. The coding region runs from base 117 to 2234 and encodes 705 amino acids. Gene Ontology annotation, cellular component: membrane. Gene Ontology annotation, biological process: post-translational protein modification. NCBI's taxonomy places the organism in Eukaryota, Metazoa, Chordata, Actinopteri, Cichliformes, Cichlidae. Gene Ontology annotation, molecular function: dolichyl-diphosphooligosaccharide-protein glycotransferase activity. The transcript has 18 exons.
AACCACGCGAUUUGUUGUAGUCGGGGCGGGAUUAGCUCUCGCCGAAGGUUGUGUGUGAAAAGUGUGUAGCAGGAGCGGAGCGGGUAGUACGGUGAGCUGUCCCUAACCUCGCCAAGAUGACCAAGCUGGGCUUCCUGCGUUUGUCCUAUGAGAAGCAGGACACGCUGCUGAAGCUGCUCAUCCUGUCUAUGGCUGCUGUCCUUUCAUUCUCCACCAGACUCUUCUCCGUGUUGAGGUUUGAAAGUGUCAUCCAUGAGUUUGAUCCGUACUUCAACUACCGUACCACCCGCUUCUUGGCAGAAGAAGGAUUUUAUAAGUUUCAUAACUGGUUUGAUGACAGGGCAUGGUAUCCUCUGGGGAGGAUCAUUGGUGGCACCAUUUAUCCAGGACUGAUGAUCACAUCUGCUGUCCUGUACCACGUCCUACAUUUUUUCCACAUCACAAUUGAUAUCCGUAAUGUCUGUGUCUUCCUGGCUCCCCUGUUCUCCUCCUUCACUGCCAUAGUCACAUACCACUUAACCAAGGAGCUGAAGGAUGCAGGUGCUGGGCUCCUGGCAGCUGCCAUGAUUGCAGUGGUGCCUGGUUAUAUCUCUCGUUCUGUUGCUGGCUCCUAUGAUAACGAAGGUAUUGCCAUCUUCUGCAUGCUGUUGACCUACUACAUGUGGAUCAAGGCUGUGAAAACAGGCUCAGUGUAUUGGUCGUCCAUGUGCGCGCUGGCAUACUUCUACAUGGUUUCUUCCUGGGGUGGCUAUGUGUUCCUGAUCAACCUUAUCCCCCUCCACGUCCUGGUGCUGAUGCUCACAGGCCGAUUCUCACACCGCAUAUAUGUGGCUUACUGCACAGUCUACUGCCUGGGCACCAUCCUCUCCAUGCAGAUCUCUUUUGUUGGUUUCCAGCCGGUGCAGUCAUCAGAGCACAUGGCAGCCUUCGGCGUGUUUGGCCUGUGCCAGAUCCAUGCCUUUGUGGAUUACCUUCGCAGCAAACUCAACGCCCAGCAAUUUGAGGUGCUGUUCAAGAGUGUCAUCUCUCUGGUGGGCUUCAUCCUGCUGUCUGUAGGUGCUGUUCUCAUGCUCACAGGUAAAAUCUCUCCAUGGACCGGCCGUUUCUACUCCCUGCUGGACCCCUCCUACGCCAAGAACAAUAUCCCCAUCAUUGCCUCUGUGUCUGAGCACCAGCCCACCACCUGGUCCUCAUAUUACUUUGACCUGCAGCUCCUGGUCUUCAUGUUUCCAGUUGGACUCUACUACUGUUUUAACAACCUGUCGGACGCCAGGAUCUUCAUCAUCAUGUACGGCGUCACCAGCAUGUACUUCUCAGCUGUCAUGGUGCGUCUGAUGCUGGUACUGGCUCCAGUCAUGUGCAUCCUAUCCGGCAUCGGUGUGUCCCAAGUUUUAACCACUUACAUGAAGAAUUUGGACGUCAGCCGGCCAGACAAAAAGAGCAAGAAGCAGCAGGAUUCCACCUACCCAAUCAAAAAUGAGGUUGCCAGUGGGAUGAUUCUGGUCAUGGCUUUCUUCCUCAUCACAUACACCUUCCAUUCCACCUGGGUGACGAGCGAAGCCUACUCCUCUCCAUCGAUUGUCCUGUCAGCCCGUGGAGGCGAUGGCAGCCGCAUCAUCUUUGAUGACUUCAGAGAAGCCUACUACUGGCUCCGCCACAACACUCCUGAGGAUGCCAAAGUCAUGUCAUGGUGGGAUUACGGCUAUCAGAUAACUGCCAUGGCUAAUCGAACCAUUCUGGUGGACAACAACACAUGGAACAACACACACAUCUCCAGAGUUGGACAGGCCAUGGCAUCCACAGAGGAAAGGGCCUAUGAGAUUAUGAGGGAGCUUGAUGUCAGUUAUGUUCUGGUCAUCUUUGGAGGGCUGACGGGCUACUCCUCAGACGACAUCAAUAAGUUUCUGUGGAUGGUCCGUAUUGGGGGAAGUACAGACACAGGCAAGCAUAUUAAGGAGCAUGACUACUACACUCCCACCGGAGAGUUCAGGGUGGACCGCGAGGGCUCGCCAGUCCUGCUUAACUGCCUCAUGUACAAGAUGUGCUACUACCGCUUCGGCCAGGUCUACACAGAGGCCAAGCGCCCACCUGGGUAUGACAGAGUGAGAAAUGCUGAGAUUGGGAACAAAGACUUUGAACUGGAUGUAUUGGAGGAGGCCUACACAACAGAGCACUGGCUGGUUAGGAUAUACAAGGUGAAAGAUCUGGACAAUCGAGGUCUUUCAAGGACAUAAAGUUUCCAGACAGCAGUGAAAACAGCCUUUAAGCGCACUGAACGCCUUCCUCUGUGGUCUGCAGAUGAGUGGGAAAAAGAAAAAAAAAAGAGUACCUUUUUAUAUACCUUUUUGUUUCGGAGAUGAAAAUGGCAUCAGAUAUUCCUCCUUUUUUUCUUUAUGGAUGAUUUUCAUUUUUUAUUUUGUUUAUAAUGAAACAUCUCGUCUGGGACCAGAGAGAUGAUGUCAAAACGUCCAGUCUGAUGUAGGAAGCAUAUUUGCCAAGAAGUGGUCAUUUGAGUGGUUGGGAUUUUUACAAUGGUCAAUUAAAGUGGGAUUAAAUCUGAUUAAAA